AUGAAGUUCCUCGGCCUCACCACCCUCCUGGCCCUCCCUCUGGCCAUGGCUGCACCAGCCGCCGAGCUCGUCGCAGGCAACGUCUUCAUCUGCACCCAGUCUGGCUGGAGUGGAGAAUGCCGCAACCUGUUUGUGGGCGCCGCCACAGGUGACUGGAGGACGCAAUGCCAGCGCCUCCCGGAAAACUACGUCCGGAACAUCGGCUCGGCAGGCCCUGAUGCGGGUGCCCUCUGCCGGCUGUUUGACAACGACCACAGCGACUGCACUGGCUCCGGCCUUGCCAUCCUGUCCAGGCCGGGAAGCGAUAACCUGGGAGCUGCGGGUCGGCAAGCUGUGUACAUCUCAGAAGAUGGCGGAAAUAAAUACGCGUCGCGGGCUCGCGAUCUCAACCAACAGGGCCUGGAUGAGCAAGAGCAGGAAGUGGUCCUGAGAAAACAUCAGAUCGAGCGCCCGUGGCACAGACAAGAUGCCGACAAACCGCCUGUUGACCCCAAGGGUCACGACAAGAAACGAGAGGAGCCACUGUCGAAAGGCAAGCUCUUAACAACGCCGACACGUCUUCUCAAACUCAUCCUCCCGCUACCCGUAUCUGUCGAAAAGAAUAGUCAAAAUAAUGAGUACAACGACAGUAACAGCAAGGACUUUGGCCGCUCGAUAUCAUCCAACGACAAGAUCCAACCUCUCGCGCUAUUAAUCCACCCACAGCAGCCCCUGUCGUACGUGGAACGCCUUAUACAAGCCGAGCUGCCACCUGUUGUGGAGAAUGGUAAAGAGAAGAUACCGAGUGUAUAUUUCCGCGCUGAGGAUACGGGCGACGCGGAUAAUGCGGCCCAGGGUCGUCCCAGACAUGCAAAGAAGAAAGAAGACAAGUCAAGAUCCCCACACGUCGCAUCAUACUCCGGCCUGGGCCACGAGGCCGAGUCUCGCGAUGAUAAAGAGAAGCGCUGGGUGCGGUGGAGCAGCAGCACCGAGAUGGGUGACUUCAUUCGUGAUGCGGCGCGGGGCCGCGAGUUCGCCAUCGAGGUUGAAGGGUACAACCUUACGAUGCACGUCGGGGUGCCAUCGUUCGCAGACCGCACCCACUACAUGCGCAGCCGGCUCCGGCGCAUGUCGAGGUCCAUUGCCCGCUUGACUGACAUCAAGUCAGAGUGCGACAAGCUCGCACACCGCGGGGCGCACCGUCUAGCCCAAGGCGGUUUUGCCAUGCUCAGCGCCUGGUGGGGUGUCGUCUACUACGUCACUUUCCACACCGAGGCUGGCUGGGACCUCGUGGAACCCAUCACGUACCUGGCCGGGCUAACGACCAUCAUGGGCGGGUAUUUGUGGUUUUUGUACAUCAGCCGAGACCUCUCGUACAAGGCGGCCAUGAACAUUACGGUUAGUCGACGCCGGGAAGCUCUAUACGAGGCGCGCGGGUUCGACGUUCCCCGGUGGGAGCGGCUAGUGCGCGAAGCCAACGCCUUGCGGGCCGAGGUGGCGCAUGUCGCGUCCGAGUACGACGUCGACUGGGACGAGAAGGCGGACCUUGGUGGAUCCGAAGAGGUCAAAGAAGUCUUAGAAGCGGAGCGGCACAAGCAGCGGAAGCGUAGCGCCGAGGACAGUGGCGACGAGGACGAGGGCGGAGACGCGGGCUCGAAGGACAAGAAGAGCAGCAAGACGGAGAAGCAGAAGGAGGCCGAUUCCGACAAGGAUAAAAGGUAG
Messenger RNA from Pyricularia pennisetigena, 1701 nucleotides. RefSeq lists its product as uncharacterized. The transcript has 5 exons. Gene Ontology annotation, biological process: calcium import into the mitochondrion; mitochondrial calcium ion homeostasis. The record is from RefSeq and is a predicted model, not a curated record. Gene Ontology annotation, molecular function: calcium channel activity; uniporter activity. Gene Ontology annotation, cellular component: uniplex complex; mitochondrial inner membrane. NCBI's taxonomy places the organism in Eukaryota, Fungi, Ascomycota, Sordariomycetes, Magnaporthales, Pyriculariaceae. The coding region runs from base 1 to 1701 and encodes 566 amino acids.